CGUAACGGUUCCGAACAAGGGUAAAUUCAUUCCCCAAUCAUGUACCUACAGGUGCUGUCUGUCUUAUUCCUGGUCCCGAUGCUGGCAGCAGUACUGGUUAUUGACAUGCAGGAAUAUCGAGGAUGCCCCGGCCAUAAAUACGAUAUAGACUUAUCCUCGAUGGAGUUCGAUUACGAUGACGAUGGAUUUAUAAUAGUCAGUGGGAAUUUCACUUUUCUCAAGGACAUCGUCCCACCGUAUCCGAUGUACGUCUAUGCGGAGAAGAUGGAACGCGGCGAGUGGAAGCGGACAUUUAUAGAUAAAUACAUACCGGACUUUUGCUCCGUUAUACAGAACUUCAAUGAAAUCUGGUACCCGAUUACUAAAAAUUUGAAUCAGAAAUAUUGCCCUUUCAAGGCGGGGUUUGUGGCGCAAAUCAACGAUAACGUACGUUACAAGUUUCCGGUGACAUUAACACACAACUUUGUUGGGGAGUGGAGAAUGAUUGUAGAAUGUCGUGAUAUCUCUGAGAAAAACUCAGAAUCUUUUGGAUGUUGGAUGCAGUACGCCAGUUUAAUUGAAAUAUGAAGGAUUUGUGACUCUGUUCGAACAAUAGUUCAGGUGCCUACUCCCACAGAGAAAA
Messenger RNA from Armigeres subalbatus, 622 nucleotides. RefSeq lists its product as uncharacterized. The coding region runs from base 40 to 567 and encodes 175 amino acids. The record is from RefSeq and is a predicted model, not a curated record. Lineage: Eukaryota; Metazoa; Arthropoda; Insecta; Diptera; Culicidae. The transcript has 2 exons.